AUAUGCGUGCAGCAGGUGUCGAGUUUAGACGCUUGGUGAGAUAGUCAGUAGUAUAUUUUACAUAUGUGAGCAGGAUCAAUGUAAUGUGAUUCGGUUUCAUAUAUGUAUGCUGCCUUUGUUUGCCUGUAUGUAAGUCAUGGAAAUCGACUACCCAUAUCUGAUACUUCGCUGAGAAAUGUAAUCGUAGCAAGGAGCACCUAUGCCGAAAAAAAUCUGUGAUUGCGGGAUUCAUAAUUCAAGGUUAUUGUGGAAAUCUUGAUAAAUAUGAGUCGGCCUAGAGAAGAUGCGAGUGCCUCUCAUCCAACUGGCGCUGUACGUCCUAGAAGGCCGACACUGAAGUUUCAGACCGACAAAGGAUCGUACGAAACUAAUACGAGUGAUGUCGCGAAUGCUGACGUCGGCGGGGGAGCCUCGGUCGCCCCCAGGCAACCGCUGACUCUCAAGACCAUGAACGAGAUGCACGGGGCGAGUGGUACAGAUAACGGCGUUUCACAGCCACGUGCUAUUGACAGUCAGAGCCAGCCGGCUAUCACCACCACUACCACCGCAAUCAUCUGCUUUAGCGUUGAAGAUCGAAAAGCCGACAACGUCCAAGAGCCAGCUCAGGUUUCCAGCUCUGAUUGUGUGGGUGAUGGUUUGGGGAUGGAUGCAAUACCUCAGCAACAGGAGGUGCUGAACUCACUUGAGAGCAUCUCGGAUAUCCAUUCACAGCAAUGCCCGCAACUGGGCGGAGAAGACUCUCCGUUCACAUUCAGUGGACUUCUAAUGCAAGGGUUGGAGAGGGUGGACGCUCAAGCGCAGAUCCAGUCGACGCCCCAGGAUCACCCAAUGCUGGUUUGCACACCGCAGGAUACGAAGCCGCAUACUUCUUCUAAUACAAGCACACUAGCACAGGCUCAUUUCUCGCGCAGUACUACGCCUGUACGAAAAUCACCCCACCGUAUCGAGCAAGUGGUUAUGACACCUGAGCAAGCAGCCACAGAAGCGAGUCUUCAUAUCGACGAGAGUACACACCACAGGACAAACACGCCUGUGCUCGUAGGUGGUAUCGGAAAAGGGUGGGUGGCAAGCUCAAGUAGUACCAGGACACUUCCCGAGAAGCCCUGCCCGGCAAUACAGGUGAUACCCCCGACCCCAAAGUAUGUACAGUUGCUGGGGAUGUCGUCUUUCGGAGUGCUGAACGAUACCGAGACGGUGUGCGACGAGCAAGAAGCGCAGUUGUUUGACCAGUGCCUAGCACAAAUGGGUAUCCGACUACAGCGCGGAGAAGAAGGGAACGGGGACGCGGUUAAGACCACUGGCGACUCCUCGGGUUCAUCAAUGAAUAUGGAACAGGUUGUAGAGCAGAGGGAUGAUAUUUCUCAUUCACCUCCAGCGAAACUCCAAGAACCGAUAGGCGCGUCCCACGAACAUAUAGAGAGCCCCGUACCCACACUUCUCGAGCGCAGCAUACCUCUGCUGCCCGCGUGGACGGACCUACAAGCUUCUGGUACACCUCAAGGGCCGCAAACGAAGCCCUCACCAAUCAACGCUCUACAAGAUAGCACAGAGAGUAACGCAACAUGUCCAACACCCAAAGGAUCUGCUGAGCCAGACGCCAAGCUUAGCAUUGGCACAAGCGUGGACGUCGAUUACAUGGAGGUGGAUAACGACACAACAGAGCCUAUUGGAAACAUCACAGACCUCGCGUCAGGCAUAACACAUAGCACAAGUAGUGGUAUGAGAGUAGAUCAGGGCGACAUGACCCAGGCGGUUACUAGCCAGAGCCUUGAACAUGCAACAGUGCCAGAGGGAAGUUCGACAGUUGCUUGUAGGCCACAGGUCGAAAGGUCGACAGUGAGAAACCCUACUACAACCACAGAGCCAGGCGUGUGUGCAGCCAAACACACAGGUAUGGGAGGUGCUAUUGACGCGACAGCGGUCAGUGGUGGUGUGGGCACAGCUCGUGAUGUCGACCACACGGCCGUUUCUGAGGCAAGCAGUACGCUGGUAUCUGAGCCACCUUUGGACCUGGAUAUGGAACGCGAUGUCAUGCAACAUAAUGCGAGAGUACCGAACCUUUGGACCUGGAUACAGGAACCAAGCCCAUCAUGCGAGAGUACCGAACUGAGAGAAGCAGCUGAUGUGGCGCAGGAUGGCACUGAACUGGGGCAGCGUGCGCGGUUAAGCCUUGGUGAGUUGGCAACUUCCGAAGAGAGGCUGAGAUCUGAACGGACCAUCUUUGAGAAGUUGGUGGUUGACCAAGCGGAGGCGGGAAGAAUCACCAUGCUGAAGAUUGCCGAAGAACGGCAGACCUUACAGAACGAGCUGGGCCGCGUGCACCAGGAAACAGCGAAGUUGGGGGCAGAGAAGAAAGCAUUUGAAGAGAUGGUGGAGGGACAAGCGGAGGCGGGUAGGAUCACCAUGCUCAAGAUUGAGCAGAUCCGAGCGGCCCUAAAGUUCGAAUUGGAGUCCGUCAAGGAGUCGAAACGGGUGCUCAGGCAAGGUGAAGAGCUCCUCCUGGAAGACCAGCGACGGCUACAUACAGAUAGAGCUGAGUUGGAAGCACAGGGGAAGGAUAUGGAACGGCUUCGCGAGCAGUUGGUACUGCGGAAAAGUGCACUAGAGGAGCGUGAGCGUGGUUUGAGUGAUGCAAAGGCCAUUCAAGAUCAAAAAUCAAAACGGGUAUCAGAAGUCUCGGAGUCUGACUCUUCCGGUCAAUUAAGAGCAGAAGAGAAGACGGAUUUAACUAGUACAACAGGCGGCACGCAUACACAGCCAGAACGGGGGCUGCUAUCACUGGAGAAGCGAGAAACGCUGCUUGUGGCCGAGAAAGCCAUUCUGAAGCAUGGGAUGAACAUGCUCGGCAAGGAAAAGGAGAGGCUGCGGUCGAUGGAGCGGAGUUUGACCGAGGAAAAGAAUGCGCUCGAGAGACAAAGAAUCACGCUGGCCGAGAGAGAAGCACAGUUUAUGUGUGAGGAGGAAUUUAGGACGCAAGCCGAAAUGUCGGCUGACCUUGGGCCUGGAGUUGGGGUGGCAAACGAGGUAAUCAUGGGAGGAGGCGCUGGUGAGAGUGUGAAAGCGGGAUUGGGACCGAGUGUGGGUGCAACUAUCAGUGCUGAUACUAGCACAGGUAUACGCACCAGUUCAGAGGUAGAAAACACAGAUGAUAUAACCGUCGACAAUGGGGCACACCCGAUGGGAACGGACCAGAAAAGGAGUGCACAGGAAGUGGAGUCACACACGGAUGUGUCACUGCGUAACACCAGCACAGGUAAGGAUGAGCUGGCCACGGAGGCGCAUGCAGCAUUGCCCGCGAAUGCACCAGACGUUGGCAGGGAGGAGACAGAGAUGUCUGCCUCGAUGGAUGUCAAUGUCAUGGGGAAUACGCCGGUCAAAUUAACCCGACGGCGAAGCAUGCGAGUGUCUGGCGAGGGAACGCCCGAGGUCUCGCCGAGUGCCAAUCGGGGUGUGAGCACCCGACGGAAGACACGGAAGGGCAAGGGCAAGGGCAACGCCGCCAGUGCGAGUUGUGGCUCAACACCCCGGAAGUGGGGGUUCAGUCCUAAAAGUGCUGGGGCUGGUAUCCGGAACACUAGCACUCAAACCCCUAAAGCCCUCGACACCGAGGGCGAUAGUGUGGAUGAGAGAGCUGCCGCAUCUGCUGGGGAGGCGUCUGCGUUGUCGGGUGGGGAGCGCCAGGCGAAUAGGACGGAGGAAAUGGGUACAACUUGUGCACAGAGUGCUUCAGCUAGUGCUGCUGGUUCCAUGAGUGGUGACGACGACAGGCCGAAGCAGACCAUGGAUACCGGCGCACUAGAAAGCGCUGAACGCGCACUGGAUAGCGCUAAAGCACGAGUUUGUCGGCGGCACAAGCGAAAAGCGAGCCAAGUGGAUGUUACAUCAGACGAACCAAGUGCUGGGAUGUAUUUCGACGUUGUUGACAGUGAGGAGACGGGCGAGCUAGAGGGACAAGAUCAUUUAGAUAGUAGAAAGGAUAUAUCCGACGUCUCCAGCGCUGUGGUGCCCACGGACUUUGGCGGUGAGAAGACAGAGAAAUCCGAGGGAGAAGUUAUGCAUCAUAUAGAUGAUACCACGGGUUCUCCAAGUGCGGUUGUUCGUACCGAUGCUGGCAGGGGGAAGGUAGAGGAGUCAACGAACGAGAGGGACGCAGACACCUGCGAAGAAGGGCCUGAGAGUAGGCGACAGACCACGCCAUCGGCUAGUCAUGGAACUACUAUGAGCCUUACUUGCGGAACGAGUGUAGGGGCGAGUUUUGUGAGCGAUGGUAGUGAGAGACAAACUCCUCCUGCUGUUUGUAGUAAGUUAGAUGUAGAGAUAGAUAGUCGAGUGGGUGAUGCUACUGAUUCAUCUGGCUCUGGGGGUGGUGUCGAGGCUCUUGAAUCGGGCGAGGCUCUUGAAUCGGGCGAGGCUAGCCAUGCCGGAGGUAGGGCAGGCUGCGAUGGUGUGGAUGAGAUACUCGUCUCCGAGCCUGAUCUGGUGGAGGAUAUUGGUGCCAAGAUAGCCGAGCGCGGUUCGAUGGUAGACAAAAAUGUUGUCGAACUAGAUGCAAGUGGUACAGCUAUAGCCGAUAUCGGUGAGUCGAUAGGCCAUAGCGACGCCGACAUAGCCCGAGCAGUCCCAGCGAAUGGCGAUGGGGUCGAUAUCUGUGGCAAUGAGCGGCCCGAGAGCCCCACAAAACAGGUGAACGUUGGCGGUGCCACUGCCACUAAUGGCACGGAAGAAGUGGCUUGGUCAGCAACAGAGCGUACGGAAUCUAUCGGCGCCUGUGGGUCUGUUGGUACAGAUCUUGUGGUACCGGAUACUCGGGUGACGCGGGGUGUCAAGCGCACACUGGAGGCAAUGUCUACCCCUGAAAGUGCAGCACUUCGCUGCCGCGUCAAUGAGUCCUCGGGGGCGGAGGGAGACACCGAAGAACCGACGAAGACGAAUAAGAAUGCAAAUGCAAAGGUACCGAACACCCAGGAUAGGCAGCGGAUGGCAGCGACGGUAGGCCUAGACACAGACAACAGGCAAGCCGAAGGAAGCGGUCUUGAGCAAGCAGCCAUACCCGAUGGGGUACAGGAGGGACCUCCCGGUAGGUCUGAUAACCUUCCUGGGAAUGUCAGUUGUGACACCAUAGACGAGAACAUCGCUGGCGGUGUUUUAGAUGCAACCGAAGAGGUUACGGAACAGAGGGACAACAGUGGGGAGACUGAGCGUAGCACUGUCGAUAUGACUGCGGGUACUGAUGCAGCCCACGCGAGUCAUGUGGCUGGCAGCACUACUGCCGGGUCUACAGCAACUGCGAUCGCCGGUUUGACCUCACCAACACGAGAACUGGACGACAGGGAUACAGCUGUGCCCCAAUGCACACACGCAAAGGACGCGCCGGGACAGCGUGGCGAUGCCGUUGAGGCGAGUGUAAGCGACCCCAUGGACACUGCUGAAGCUGUGGUGGGUAGAAGCGGACACGCACAAGACUCAAUGGAGACAGGAGCAGCAGAAGAGACUGCCAUGCUCGUCGACACAGCGAUGGAUGGAGCAGAGAAGGGGAGUGUACGCGUGAAUAACAGCGGGGGAAAGGGCGAGAACAGCAUCGGCAAAGCAGCAGCGGUGUGUGAGAAAGUGCAACGGAGGUCGAGGAGAGGUUUGGAUACGGUGGAUGAGUGUACCUUCGCAUCGGCACACCCGGGUGUCAGCACCAGAAGGCGGCCAAGCUCAAAAGGUAAGGCCAAAGCCAAGACGCCAAAUAAAUCACAUACGGAAGAUGGAUCAAAAAGCAAAUCACCACAUGCGGCAGCGAAUGCAGAAGAUAGGCCAUCAAGGGGAACACCCAUUAAGGUAGCAGAUAUAGUGAACAGCUCAGCAAGACCAUGUGAAGACCUCCUACCCAGCGUGGUACGUGAGCAACCGGUGUACGAGAGUAGCGGGGGAGUCGACCGCGUGCACGAACGAGGCACGGCAGAAGGAAAUGGAGCACCCAGUAAUGUGUCAGACACAGCUUCUACCGAAAGGAAGGUAGGUGCCACCUCGAGUGACGACAGCAGGCACACACCUACAACCACCGACAGGGAAGGCGCAGCUGCAAGCGUUGGGGAAUCCAUUACGGCAACCGCAGCAGUAGACACAGGCUUGGGUGAUCCGUCAGCCGGAGCCAUUCUCGGUCCUGUCCACUCCGUCGAGGCAGAGGACCGGUCCCAUCCACACAGAGAGGGCACGGCCGAGGAGUCACCAGCGACGGAAGCGGAGGUGUCUCCAGUGGCUGGUCCAGGGUUCAAUAUGGGCCAGGAUGUCAUGCGUGGCUUGGACACGCUCACCGGCGACAGUGUACCAGAGCUGGGUGCAGGGCGAACCCGCCCCAAACGAAGCACAGCACACGAAGUGUACACCGCAGCGGAAACAGAGGACAGGGCCGCCGUUGCCGGUCUACACAAACAGUCCGGUGACACUAACAUAGGGGACGAGGGCGUGUUGAGGGAGCCUGCACGAGAGGCUGCGAGCGGACCCUCAAUGCACAGUGGCGCAGAUGAAUCGUCAACUAGUACUUCACGGGACCCAACGAAGAGUCCGAGCCCUACAGUUUCCUCUGCACCUAUAGAAACUGAUCACGCAGACGUCAGUGACAGCAUUGAAGGUACC
Sphaeroforma arctica JP610 is the source of this 6621-nucleotide messenger RNA. RefSeq lists its product as hypothetical. The annotation marks the transcript as partial. The record is from RefSeq and is a predicted model, not a curated record. The transcript has 9 exons. NCBI's taxonomy places the organism in Eukaryota, Ichthyosporea, Ichthyophonida.